CCAGCCGGUUGUGAUACUGCCUGGAUUCGACCCAGGGACUGUAGUGAAGACUCUAGCACUGAAAUGCAGUGCCUUAGAUUGAUGCGCCACUCGGGAACUUGAGAAGGUGCGUCACUUGCCACCAACAGAUGGUGGCGAGGAACGAUGACAAGAGCAAUUCAUUAAUCAAUCAAGUAAAUUAUAUUUAAAUGUAAAGGUCAACAGGAGUCCUUCCUAUGAGCACAAGACGUUGAAAAUAUAUUGUUGGUUGAAAAGGCUUAAAAGACAUUGAAAAACAAGACAUCUUUCAACCAUAUUUUGCUGGUAUUUCUCUUCCUCAAACACCAAGACAAUACCAUCAUCAUAAUCGAUUCUGUUGAAUGGCUUUCCUUUGAGCCCGUCCAUUGGGUAAACACCUGGUGUAACCAGUACCUUUCCACAGGGUGUGUCUAUUAAUAUUCAUCAUUGUACAGGUAUAAAACAUACGUAUGUACUUACGCAAGUAUAAAAGCGAUGAUCACUGACACAACUUCCUCUUUCAACACAGAUCUCAGAUCAACCAACGCAGUAACACAGAUCUCAGAUCAACCAACGCAGUAACAGAGGUCCAAUGGCAGCCACGGUGAAAUCUGAGCCUCUUGAUAGCAAUGGUGAUUCACUGUCAGAUCAAAUGGCUACAAAGAUGAAGAUAACUGAGCCUAAUGAUAGCAUGAAGGGACAUCUUCACUACUUUUCCUUCAAAUUCCCUGAUAAAGAAGACCAGAAUAAAAUCACCUGUAAUAGCCCUUGCAGCGUGUUACAGGCUCUUGAAACAAGUUCCAAAUUCUGUGAACUAAAGGAAAUGACUGAGAAACAGAAGAUGAAGACAAGACAACAAGAGAAGACAAUGCAAAGACAAGACCUUGUUAUACAAACAACGAAAGGAAAGAAACCAAUAGCAACACACUUCCCUUGUCAUCUGCUUGAGAAUGGUCAAAUACUCACCAUAUCAACCAUUUCCAAUGAUAGUGGAGAGGCCACAACUGAACCCACACAGAUUUAUACAGGAAAUAAGCAAUACGUCAUUUUUUACAUUGAAUCUAAAGGUGGUAAGAAAACCAAAACCAAGCAACUGCUCAAAAACAAAAAACUUGAACCUUUUAGCCCUCUUUGCAUCUACGGCAUCUGUGGAGAGACAGUGGAGACAGCACUAACAAGAGAUGGACGCUUCCAUGACAAUGUGUUCACUAAAACUUGCAUUCUCGUUGAAUCAGACUCAGAUCCAGCGAGUUGUGUUGAGAUGAAUGUACUAGUUGACUGUCUGGAUAAACAAACCUUCAAAAUGAUCCUGGAAGAGAAAAACCCAACACAGGCUGCAACUGCCCCUCCACAAGCUGGUUCUAACCUUCAGAAAGAAGAUGAGACUAACUCCAUACAACUCCCCAUGUUUAACACAAGCACUGAAACAUCAGCUGCAGGGGAACCCCCCAAAAAACAGCUAGUCACAGUGCCAGAUUCUGCUGAGAUUUUGAAGAUUCUUCGCCACCAGUUUGCUGAUUUGGUGAAACAGAUGAAGAAGAGGUACAAAAAGAAGAAAUAUUCUGGGGUGCUAAGUCAUUUAAGCGGGGAAUUUGGAAAGAGCACCCAGGGGUUCUCUGAAGUCUACACAGUAAAGAAGCUGAUGAGACUGAGUGACUCAGUCUGUAUGAUCGAUGUCGAGGGGGUCGGGCAAGGCACUGGCUUCCUGCUGUUUGAUCAUUACAUUCUGACAAAUGCACAUUUGUUUAUUAACGAUGGCAUCUCGUAUGUUGAUGGAAAUUACCAGAAUAUCUUAGCCAAAGUAACUGCCACAUUCAACAAAGAAAAUCCCAAUGGGUCAGAUCUGAAGGUGAUAGAGGUGAAAUCAGAGAUCAUUGACUUUCAAUGGGGAUCUGACCACUACAAUCGACAUGUGGACUUUGCUGUACUAGAGCUUCAGGACGUUGAUACCUCCAACGGUCUUCUCCGUAGAUAUAGCCCAGAUCCAAAGACAGGUGGAGUCUGUCUCAUUGGACACCCAGGUGGAGGAGUGAAAAGAACAGACCCCACCACCAUUAUUGAGAGAGAAAGAAGAGGUGAGGCUUUCCAAAGAGAGAUUGGGAAUAAUGUCAGAAUGGAUAUGCUGAUCAAUACAUCCAUAGAAGAGAAUAAAGUGAAGUAUGACAUGCUCAUGAAUCCAGACAACACUGAAGUGACCUAUGACACCUGCCUCUUCCAUGGAGCUUCUGGCUCCCCAGUCUUUGAUGAAUCCUGCCAGGUGAUAGCCAUGCACACUGGAGGGUUUCCCUACGAAGAUGAAGGAGUGAAGAGUGUGAUUGAGUAUGCCAUCCCUCUCCUCACCAUACUGGAGGACUUUCUGAUCAAGAUGAAGGACAGAAACAAUGUUGAAAUACUGACCAAGUUCACCAGAGAAGCCUUGACAUGCCCCCAUUUGCAUGAUUUAAUUUACAAUUUUAUCAGACACCUGGUAAAUGAAUGGAAGCCCUCAUUCAGUGCAGCCUUGACAGCAGUCUGGGAUGCAGUUGAGGAAAAUGAGAACCAUCUAAGAAUUAAAGAACAUCUUAGAACAUGGAUCAUUUCAGAAAAGGAGGUACUGGAAAAGAUUGAAAUAGCAGGAAAUGAAGCUUUGAAAGAGUUCAUGUUGAAAAACGAUCUUGUCAAGUUACCCCAGUGACUUAACUCUACCCACAGUGGCAGUCAGAUGUCGGUGCCUGGUUGCAAGGUGGACACACAACACACGUAACACACGUAACACACACAACACACGUAACACACGCAACACACGUAACACGCAACACACGCAACACACGCAACACACACAACACACACAACACACACAACACACGUAACACACGCAACACACGCAACACACGCAACACACGCAACACACGCAACACACACAACACACACAACACACACGUAACACACGUAACACACGUAACACACACAUAACACACGUAACACACGUAACACACACACGUAACACAUACAGCUGUUUGCUGUAAUUGUCUGGUACCUUAUGAUGUCCUUUGUAUUUUCUGUAUUUUUCUGAGACUUUGGGAAAAGGUUCAAUAAAUAGAUAGAGGGAACUUUGUAGAUGCAACUGUCAAAAUAUAAUUAAAAAAAUGUAUUAUUGUGUUCUACAUUUUUGUUACUUUGAGUUUUGGUCACUUGUCUUUGGUUUCACUUGUCACACUUUUUUUUAAAGAUAAUAGCUCAAUACUUUUUCAUUUUGACGAUACUUUUGUACUCUUCUGAGAAUGUCUUCAUAAUUUCUUUGUAGAAGGUGGUAAUUGUCUUUAUAUUGGAAUUCUGUAUGAUGUUGAAAUUGUUAUAACUCAUGAAAUGAAAACAACCAUGCAUAAAACUAGUGACAGACUAAUCAAUAAAUGUGUUGGCAAUUACA
Messenger RNA from Salmo salar (Atlantic salmon), 3403 nucleotides. Lineage: Eukaryota; Metazoa; Chordata; Actinopteri; Salmoniformes; Salmonidae. The record is from RefSeq and is a predicted model, not a curated record.